This is a messenger RNA of Humulus lupulus (European hop), 1545 nucleotides long. RefSeq names its product protein trichome birefringence-like 35. The coding region runs from base 116 to 1456 and encodes 446 amino acids. Gene Ontology annotation, cellular component: Golgi apparatus. The record is from RefSeq and is a predicted model, not a curated record. Lineage: Eukaryota; Viridiplantae; Streptophyta; Magnoliopsida; Rosales; Cannabaceae. Gene Ontology annotation, molecular function: O-acetyltransferase activity. The transcript has 6 exons.
UCUCCAUUUCCAGAUUCUACUCAUUCAAUGAUUCAGUCAAAAACAUCUCUUUGAGAAGUUUCGACUCAUCAGAGAAGAAGAAAAUCCCAUUCAAGCUUUCUUUUUUUUAUUUUUCAUGAUGCAUAAGUGGACCAAGAAGAAGACCCAAUUCCCUUUACUGGCAUUGCUCUUCAUUGCCUUCAUCGUUUUGUCGAUUCUUCACUACGAACGCAGCAUUCUGCAAAUUCAAGAAGACCAAGAUCAUAUUCACCAUGAUCGUCAUCAUCAUCAAUCUCCUUUCACCUUCGUGAAACCCAAUCUCGCCAGACUUCAGAGUCGAACUCCAGAGGUUCUUGAUCGAUUCAGUAAAUGUAACUCUACCCGUGAGUACAGUCGCCGGAAAAUUGAGUGGGCGGGUGCGACGAAGACCAGUCGCCGGAGAAAGACUACGGAGAGCUGUGACGUGUUUUCGGGUAAAUGGGUAUACGACAACGCUUCGUAUCCGCUGUAUCAGGAGUCGGAAUGUCCAUACAUGUCUGACCAGUUGGCUUGUCACAAGCAUGGGAGGAAUGAUUUGGACUAUCAGUACUGGAGAUGGCAACCACAUGGAUGCAAUUUGAAGAGGUUAAAUGCAACUGAAAUUUGGGAGAAGUUAAGGGGGAAAAGGCUUAUGUUUGUAGGGGACUCAUUAAACAGAGGACAGUGGAUAUCAAUGGUGUGUUUGUUACAGUCAGUAAUACCUGUAGAUAAAAAAUCCAUGUCACCAAAUGCCCCUCUUACCAUUUUCAGAGCAGAGAAUUAUAAUGCAACUAUUGAAUUUCUCUGGGCUCCGCUGCUUGCGGAAUCAAAUUCUGACGACCCAGUGAAUCACAGACUUGAUGAAAGGAUAAUUCGUCCAGAUACAGUUCUCAAGCAUUCAUCACAGUGGGAGCAUGCUGAUAUAUUAAUUUUUAACACAUACCUGUGGUGGAGACAAGGUCCAGUUAAGCUGUUAUGGAGUGCUGAAGAAAGUGGAAUUUGUGAAGAGUUAGAUGGCGUCGGUGCCAUGGAGUUGGCUAUGGAAGCUUGGGCAGAUUGGGUAGCCACUAAAGUGGAUCCUCGCAAGAAGCGGCUUUUUUUUGUUACAAUGUCUCCUACACAUCUUUGGAAUAGAGAAUGGAGUUUAGAGGGUGAAGGUAACUGCUACAACGAAAAAACUCCUAUCGAUUUGGAGGGCUACUGGGGAAGUGGUUCUGACCUGCCUACCAUGCGCAUGGUGGACAGGAUCCUUGACAAGCUAAGCUCAAAGGUAUCAGUUCUCAACAUAACUCAACUCUCGGAGUAUCGAAAAGAUGGUCACCCCUCGAUCUUCCGGAAGUUCUGGGAGCCUUUGAAACCUGAGCAAUUGGCAAACCCUGCUAGUUACUCUGAUUGUAUACACUGGUGCUUGCCUGGUGUACCUGAUGUGUGGAAUGAGUUGCUCUUCCAUUCUUUGUAAAAAUAUAUACAUUUUGUAAAACAUUCUUUGAAGGCUAUAAUUCUUUUUAUGUUUUCACAUAUCAAUGGGAAAAAGGAUCUUUUUGCAUA